GCUUUUCAGAAACAGGGAAGAGGCACAGAGAAGUGUAGAGCAGAAGCUAUGGCGCUCUUCCGAAAGCCGUUUAUAACUUCUCUCUAGAAAAUCUUCUCAAUUUUUUCCUUUCUCGUUUGGUAUAGUUUCGGCUUCACAUGGACUGUGCUUAUUCCUCGACGACCGUGAUUCAAGAUUCUGAACUGUGGUUCUUGAGUUUUUCAUUUUGUGUUUUCGUUUUGGCUGUGUGAUCAUGGAUAUUGAGACGGAGAGCUGUAGUAGUAGAGCCGUGGAUUUUGCACCGACUCACAGUCGGAACCGGAGAUUGAAGGUCAUUGCGUACGAUCAAGUUCUUCAUCUACUCAAGGACUCGAACUUCGCAGAGGCCAAUCUUCCUGGUUUUGAAGAUGAGCUCUGGAUGCAUUUUCAUCGGCUCCCCCCAAGGUAUGCCUUGGAUGUGAAUGUCGAGAAAGCACAAGAUGUUCUUAUGCACAAAAGAUUACUGCAUAUGGCACGCGAUCCUGCUACCAAACAUGCAAUCGAAGUUCGUGUCGUGCAGGCUCAUUUUGCUACUACUGGAAAUUGCAGUUAUUCAUUUUAUUCAAACUCUCAAAGAAAAGUGGAUCCUCAGCGUUCUGAUAAUAGCAGGGAAAAUGGGGCAAGGCUUGAGAUUACAAUUUCAACAAACGACAAGCCCAAACUUUUCAGUCAGUUGACUUCUUUACUGUCUGAGAUUGGGCUGAACAUUCAAGAAGCACAUGCUUUUUCCACUGUGGAUGGAUACUCAUUGGACUAUUUUCUUGUUGAUGGUUGGGCACUCGAGGAGACCGAGCAGCUUAGAAAUACACUUGUCAAGAAAAUACCAAGAAUUGAGAAGCACCCUUUGUUGAAAUUUCAUCGUGUUCCCGCUGCUGAGGAGCAAGAGCAAACUGGAAUCAAGUCUAUCCCUAAGCAUGUGAAUAUGUCCACUGAUGGAAUUAACGAUUGGGAAAUAGAUACAAGGCAGUUGAAAUAUGAAAAGAAAAUUGCAUCUGUAUCAUUUUGCGAUUUGUAUAAAGGUACUUUUUGUAAUCAAGAUGUAGCAAUUAAAGUUCUGAGGGCUGAGCACAAAGAUAUUAAUAUCAUGAGGGAAUUCACUCAAGAAGUCCAUAUUAUGAGGAAUAUUAGGCACAAUAAUGUUAUUCAAUUCAUCGGGGCAUGCCUGAGAACCCCAAACCCCUGUCUUGUCAUGGAGUACAUGUCUGGUGGAAGCAUGCAUGACUUUCUUCAUAAACAAAAGGAUGUUUUGACACUUCAAUACUUAAUCAAUGUAGCAAUUGGUGCUUCCGAGGGAAUGAAAUUCUUGCACCAAAAUAAUAUAAUACAUCGGGACCUGAAAGCUGCCAAUCUUUUGAUGGAUGGAAAUGGAGUUGUCAAGGUUUCUGAUUUUGGUGUAGCCAGAAUGCAAGAUCAAUCUGGUGUCAUGACUUCAGAAACUGGAACAUAUCGUUGGAUGGCUCCAGAGCUUAUUGAACACAAACUAUAUGAUCACAAAGUUGAUGUAUUCAGCUUUGGAGUUUUACUAUGGGAGCUGCUUACAGGAAAGCUUCCAUAUGAGCACCUAACCCCCGUACAAGCAGCACUUGGUGUAGUCCAGAAGGGUCUGAGGCCUACAAUUCCGAGUCAAACUUACCCAAAGCUUGUGGAAUUGCUUGAGAGAUGCUGGCAGCAAGAUCCAUUCUUAAGACCAGAAUUCUCAGAAAUUGUAGAAAUUUUGCAGCAAAUGGCCAAGAGGGUGAGCAAGGACGAGAGAAUGCACCGGCAAAAGGGGAAAUCAUCUAGAAGAGUAUCUGAUUAUGGGAAGAGUAGCCAUCAAAGUGGCAGAAGGCCGUUUGAAAGACAUCAAUGAUCUCGUUUCGCGGGGAUUUUUCGUUUUGUACUUGCUUUCUUUUGUACUCUUGUUCUGUAAAUCUGAUUAAUCAAUAGAUAACCUGUGAUCAAUUAGAUAAAUUUAGUGAUAAGCCAUGAGGGAAAUGUUUCUCAGACGUUCUCUUCCAAGAAACAGAAUGUAAAUACUAGAACAGCUCAAAUAUCUGGGAAAUCCAUACUUGGUUAUU
Molecule: messenger RNA, 2075 nt
Organism: Juglans regia (Persian walnut)
Lineage: Eukaryota; Viridiplantae; Streptophyta; Magnoliopsida; Fagales; Juglandaceae
Product: serine/threonine-protein kinase STY17-like
Exons: 15
Coding region: 233-1867 (544 amino acids)
Biological process (GO): protein phosphorylation
Molecular function (GO): protein kinase activity; ATP binding
Source: RefSeq, a predicted model, not a curated record